Pyrenophora tritici-repentis Pt-1C-BFP is the source of this 3710-nucleotide messenger RNA. The record is from RefSeq and is a predicted model, not a curated record. NCBI's taxonomy places the organism in Eukaryota, Fungi, Ascomycota, Dothideomycetes, Pleosporales, Pleosporaceae.
AUGACCCCGACAUCCACUGCACCCUCGCCCACCCCGCAGGACAACGACGGCUUCCACUCCCUCUCAGGCCUUGUGGAGAGUGAAGAGCCCACGCCUACGCCAUCGCCCGAGCCCGCCAUGACGCCCACGACAACACAGCACCGCCACACCAACUACAGAGGAACCAAGGCCCCUGCGAGUAUAUCAACCACGUCCGAGAACGGAACUACGGGCUCGUUGCGGCACCAGACGCUGGCUGGCCAACGUUCCCUCCACCUCUCCGGCUCUCCAUCAUCGCCGCUGUCGUCGCGAGAAGCGUCGCCGGCCCGCCCACAGCAGCGCAAUGCACCACCCGCGAACCACACCAGACCCGGCUUCCGUUCACGCAAGAGCAGUGCCGACGUCAGCCCCAGCCGCACCUCGAGCCUGGCAAACUCGUCCACGACGUCCACGACGGCCACAGUGCCGCGGGCCCUGUCAUCGACGAGCAUACCUGAGCUCACGCCUACCUCAUCAACCGACACAGUGCGGGCCUCACGUCCUGCAAACCCCAAACAGCCCGGCGACGCAGGCCCCCAUCACUGGCCCAUCUCGCCGCGCCUGAGGUCACCACCCCCGGGCGACGACGGCCGCCCGCGUUCGCGCACAAACUCGCUCCGUUCGCAGAUCCGGAAGCCCGAGGCGCAAUCCACGCCCGCCAUCAUCGUCCAGAGUUCCUCCCCAGCCUCGCUCUCGGGCUUCCCCAGGAACGACGGCCCGGCCAGCGACCCCGAGGAGCCACAGCAGCAGUCGAUGAAAGUCCCAUUACGGGGCUCCAGCGGCGUGGCUCCCAAGCUCGAAACUGUCCAGGAAUCUAGCUCACCUGCCACUCCCGGCUUUGGUGGUCUAGAGCCGCAAAGUCUCGUUUCUUCAGCGACUGUCCAAAAAAGUGACACGGAGCGAAAUGACGUCAAUUCAUCCAAAGUCACCGAAGACCUUAGCAACAGUAAACACGACAACAGUAACAACAGCAGCAGCAGAAACACGGGCAGCGGUAGUGACAGUGCGACCAGAAGCGCCAGGAAGGGCAAGAUGCAGGAACAACGAGCCAGCUACACCCAUCGCCCACAUACCGUCUCCGCAAAACCCUCCCUGUCAUCCAUGUCCAACCGCUCACGCGAUCCCCCGCUCCGCAACAUGACAGUCGAAACCGAGACCGUGCCUUCGGUUGCACAGGCGUCCAUUGUCAACCAGGACCGCUCAGCCUCGGGUCGUGUCGAUGGAGGCGUGCGCCUCAAGCCGAGCAACGAGACAAUUCGCCCAAAGAAUAAUAGGAAACCUGCCAAGCGGAAGGCGGCGUCGAUUAAUGCAGGUACUGGUAGGUUGCAACACAUUUCGUACCACUAUCACAUUCCCAGCCGGCCUGACCCCGGCUUGCGCUCUAAUACAACCUCAAUCCUCGGCAGCCCCGUCUCAUACCGUUCGUAUGAUGACCGGCGGUCGCUGUUGACAAUGUCACCCCCAAGCCCAGAGCUCCGCAUGGCGUCCCCUCGCCCCCCUCCCCUCAAAUAUUUUUAUUCAAAUACUAACGCAAGCUAUCGCACAGCCUCGUCAAAAGCAGAUGUCUUCGAACAAAAGGUGGCCAGUGCCGUCGACGAGGCCGACUCGUCCGACUCUGAUGCCACCUUCAUCUACGAAUCCAAUCCCCCUGAACAGCCACACCGCAGUCGCCAACCCGGCCACCACUCGCGCACACCGAGCAUGACGUCGCUAGCCAGUCUCACAGACCCCCGCCUCCAAAUACGUGACACACAAAAGCAUCCAAGCAAGAAGAGCAGCAUCAAGUUUACGAACCCCUACAACAAUGCCAGCAUCGAUGGUGACGACCGAGGUGAGGGUACCGUCCGGAUCGGGUCCGGGCGAGCAGGCGGAGGCAGCCACCACCAUCACAUUGGGAGACACGGCCAGGGUCGUGGCGCACUGAACCAUCUUGUCAUGGAUAGCGACUCGUCGAUGCCUCAGUCCUCACGUGUGCGCGGCCCCUCAUCAAGGCACACAUCGCAGCCCAAUAGCCCUCGGAUCCACCAAUUCAGCCUCGGCAACGGUCACAGCAACGGCAUCAAGAAAAAUGGAGAGUACUCGGCUGCUUACGAUCUUGACGCUGAAAACAUAGCAGACGACGAGCGCACUCCACUAAUUACACCUGGCCGCAGCCCCCGCGCUCGAACGACUCGUCAAAGGAAUGGCACGAGCAUACGCCAGCUCGAACGCCGCCACCACCGGGAUGGAGGAUGGUGUCGCCGAUUUGCCGGAUGCCUGGUGCUCUCCAUCUUGCUUCUGGUUGUUGUCUUCUGUGCUGUUGGUCUCGUCUUUGCUACCACGAAGCCACUCACGAGCCUUAUGGUACGGGAGAUUCAGAACGUCGUUGCAAGCCAAGAGGAAGUUAUGCUGGAUCUCAUCGUCGACGCUGUAAAUCCCAAUAUCAUCGGCGUCACUGUCUCCGACAUGGAUGUCUCACUGUUUGCUAAGAGCAAGCACGUCGGAUCGGAUGCCUGGUGGCGCGAGCAUGGGAAUGGUCCACACGGCCCACAUGACAACGUGGAGCACUGGAAACCUAUCGAUACUGCCGGUGUCGACGAAGGCACCGACCCUGUUGAAGGUGAACCUCGCACUAUGUUGCUUGGCCGCAUUUACCGCUUCGAUUCGCCUUUGAAUUUCGAAGGCUCCUUUUUUCAGCGACAUCGCGCCGAAUCUAUCGGUGAACUUCGCCUCUCACACCCUGGUAACAAGACAGAGGCAGGCGGAAGCGAACGAUGGGAAGAGGUCCUACAAUAUCCUUUCGAGCUCAUCGUCAGAGGCAACUUCAAAUACACCCUUCCACUGAGCACGCAGGAGUUCAAAGUCCCAGUUACAGCGUCCCAUUACUAUGAUCCGGAUAUCGAGAGAAGGAAGCGACCAGUCGCUCCGGAAGGCCUAGAAAAGAGGAGGGACUCACCACCUGUACCAACAAAGCCACUGGGACGCUACGAUCGCAGAGCGUUGCCCUCCUGGAAUCUACAAUAGCAUCUUAUUCCAUUUUGUACCACAAUAUCGACCAAAAUCCGAAGGGUUCGGCACACCUGUGCAACCCCAACACAUCGCCCAAAAGAAACUGAUACCCUACUAAACACGAGCUCACGACACCAUAGACUUGUUCCUGCCCGGCACUUGCGUCAUAGCAAGCUUGCUGUCAUUCUUAGGCUUCACAGCCCUCACGAAUUUCUUUUCGUUUCUGCACUGUACUUGCACACCACCACUACCCCCUUCUAAAAUGGCUGUACUCGUUACUUUACGGCAGCCUUGCGUUCCAGCGACGGUGUUUUGUAUCACAAUGUUAUCUGCAUUUCCAACCCUUGGGGCUUUGUGCCUACUUAGUUACUUGGCCAUUAUUUCCGCAUUUUCUUGGUUGCGGCUUGGAAAUGGGGAUACCCACACACUCGUUUGAUCUUUCCCUCUCUCUUCUAUGUAUUCAUAAUUUAGCUCUUCUGUUUGUCGUCGCUUUUCUUUGUGGUGACGGAAAUGUUAGGCAUGGCAUGGAAAGGGGACUCUGGGCAAACGGGAAAUGGGAAAUGGGAAAUGGGAAAUGGGAAAUGGGAAAUGGGAAAUGGGAAAUGGGAAAUGGGAAAUGGGAAAUGGGAAAUGGGAAAGAACAGGGUAUUUGCAUCUCGCUGGGAGUAGGAUAUUUAUCACAGAAUUCUAGUAACUUUUCUCUA